Molecule: messenger RNA, 3011 nt
Organism: Parasteatoda tepidariorum (common house spider)
Lineage: Eukaryota; Metazoa; Arthropoda; Arachnida; Araneae; Theridiidae
Gene: mio
Product: GATOR complex protein mio
Biological process (GO): positive regulation of TORC1 signaling; cellular response to amino acid starvation
Cellular component (GO): cytoplasm
Molecular function (GO): protein binding
Source: RefSeq, a predicted model, not a curated record
AAUAGUUCGCUGCAAGUGUUCUAUUGUAAACACAAGAGAUCACAAGAUAGACAAUCAUCACGCUUGUUUAUUUUGUUUUGAAUUUUGAUGUAUCAAAGUAGAAAACUAAGCUAUAAACUAUUUUUUUUUUUGUAAUUCACAACUGUUUACCGACUUAAAAAUUUUUUUUCGUUAAAUUCUUUCUUUAAUAAAUAAUAUUAUAUAUUUAGUCUUAUUCUUUUACUGUAUAAAGGUUUUAUUUAUAUUGAGUCUACUCAUUAUCUUAAUAAAAAAAUGAUUGAGAACAACAGGAACCAAUAAGUAACGAUUUACAUUGAAUGAAAGAUGACUUCACCCAAAGUUGACAUUCUUUGGUCUCCAACAGAAUCAAACAGGUUCAUUACUGUUGGAACAGAUAUACAAUUAUUUGAAGUUGAAUAUCAUAAGGAUGGAAUUCUUAAAUCUUUCUUUCCAUUGUCAGAAACCUCAAGUGCUAACCUCAUAGCUUCAAGUUCUGAUCACCAAUAUUUAAAAUGCUUUGCGUGGUGCACAAAUUCUGAUUAUCCCCUUGUGUUAGCUAUUGGAUCUUCUAAUGGUCAUAUCACAUUGGAAAGUAUAGAACCCACUUCAAAAGAUGUUGAACUUAUUGGACGAGAAUUUGUUCCCAAGAUUAUAAGAGCAUGUAGUGUGUUAAGCUGGAAUCCCAUUGAAACAAAUAUUCUUUUAUCUGGAUUUGACAAAUCCCGAGGAGACAAUGGCAUCUAUUUGUGGGAUGUGACAAGAUCUCUCUACUCAUCUAGCACAAUUGAUGCUGUCACUAAUUAUGAUAGACGCUCUGUAUUUUCUGCCUAUGACUCCACUAACACUACUGUUAAACCUGUACUAGAAUUAGGUUUGUCUGAAAAUGCUUGUUCUGCUUACUGGUUUCAUAAAAAUCCUCAUAUCUUUGUCUGUGGAAUGAGUGGCAAAUUUCUUAAACUGUAUGAUACUAGAGAUAGUUCAAAGCAUCCUGAAAGCACACUGACAAGGGCGACAUUCAAUCUAUGUGGAGAUCCUGAAGUGGAACAUAGAUUAGCCUCUUCAUUUGAUUGCAAUUUUCUACUCUGGGACGUACGGAAUUUUGAAAAGCCCGUUGUUACCAUUACCCGUCCUAAACCAAUUGUCAAACUUGCCUGGUCUCCUACGAGGUCAGGGCUUUUAGCAGUGCUUUGCAAAGAUAGUUCCUCCAUAAAUUUGUAUGAUAUUCAGUCUCCUAUUGGGAAUGAUGAGGUGGAGCCAGCUUUAGUCGAAAGAAUUAUCCAGCCAUUUCCUUCCCAUUCGGCUUUGUCUUUUGCAUGGCAUCCAACUCACGAAAAUCGAAUGCUUGGAAUCUCACAGAACAAUCAACUUAUUGAUUAUAAAAUUUCAGAUCGUAUCACCUUGAAUUGGUCACCAACAUCAGAAAUUGUUUGGACGCACGGGAAAAAAAUCUUGCAGUGCGUGGAUUCCAGAGAUGAAUUUUAUUUGUGCCUCAAUGACAUCUCGGUUAAAAUGAGGAAAAGAGCCUCUCAGGGGUAUGGUUUAAAGAUGCAGAAGGUAAGAUCUAAUGCCGAAUUUGCUGAUGAUCCAAACCUCACAGGCGUUUGGAUGUGGUUAGAUCUUGUCAAAACAUAUGAAGUGGAUACAAAAAAGCGCCAUCAAAAGCAGCCCAAGUAUGAAGGGGUUUAUUCUGUUAUUUGUGGGGAGAAUGACUCCUCUGCCUUUAGUCAAAGUGAACCAAGGCGUGUCUCUUGGGUUGGCAUCAAUUCAGAUUGCAGGAUAAUUAAAUACACAUGUGAAGAAAGAGAGAGAGCUUUACAACUUUGUGGCUGGGGUGCUGAUUUAGAUUCAGUUGCCCUGUAUAAAUUUCUGGAAAGGCUUGAAAAUGAUGGUCAUUAUGCUAGAGCUGCUGCUAUAGCAGUUUUUAAUCUGGAAAUUCGUCGUGGCAUUAAAAUUUUAAGCAAGGGAGCUUUGUCUCGAAGUCAUAAAAGUUCUUGUGAUUUAAAUGCUAUAGCCAUGGCACUGGCAGGUUAUACUGAAGAGCGAUCUGGUUUAUGGAGAGAAGUGAGCGGUGCAUUAAAGUCACAGUUAACAGAUUCCUACCUCAGGGCCAUGUUUGCCUUUUUGACUGCAGAUAACGAUGCAUAUGAGGAAAUAUUGAAAGAUAAUAAAAUCGUUGUUCAAGAUCGUAUGGCAUUUGCUUGUCUCUACCUGAAUGAUAAAAAACUUGCAGAAUUUUUGGAUGGUUUGAGAAGCCGGAUGACUGAGACUGGUAAUUUAGACGGGCUCUUAUUAACAGGAUUAACCAAUGAUGGUUUAUUUUUGAUUCAAAGAUAUGUGGAUACUACGGGAGAUGUACAGACUGCUAGCUUAAUCAUUCUUCACACACUUCCAAGUCAAGUGUGUCGUGACCCCAGAGCUCAGUCUUGGGUGGAGAAUUAUCGACAACUUUUAGAUACUUGGAUGCUCUGGACACACAGAGCAAUGUUUGAUGUAAACUGGUAUAAUAAAAAUACACAAAUCUCCAAACCAACUCAACAGAUUUUUGUUAGUUGCAACUUUUGCAGAAGAUCUGUGUCCAAUUUUCUCCAAUUGCGUCCUAUUUCUGGUUCAAAUCGAGUUCCUGCUUCUUCAGCAAACAGAAAGAUAACGUGUUGUCCAGGAUGCAGAAAGCCACUACCACGUUGUUCUUUGUGUCUUUGCCAUAUGGGGACUGCUGCAGGACUGCCUAUGCAGCGCCAAGCAGAAAAUGAAGAGAGGAAAAAGAUGACAGAUUUUUCUAACUGGCUUACUUGGUGUCAAACAUGUCGCCAUGGUGGCCAUUCUGCACAUAUCUUGGAAUGGUUUAGGAAUCACAAUGAGUGUCCAGUUACUGGUUGCAUGUGUAAGUGUAUGUCUUUGGAUGCAACAGGAAAACAUGUCACUGAAGUGUAUUAGCUAGAAAUAUAAAGCCAAAUAAUUUUCUUAUACUGUGAUUUUUAUUGAAUAAAAAAAAAAGAAUGAUACAAAAAAAA